This is a messenger RNA of Harpegnathos saltator (Jerdon's jumping ant), 3743 nucleotides long. Its product is annotated as golgin subfamily A member 6-like protein 22. The coding region runs from base 390 to 2468 and encodes 692 amino acids. The record is from RefSeq and is a predicted model, not a curated record. NCBI's taxonomy places the organism in Eukaryota, Metazoa, Arthropoda, Insecta, Hymenoptera, Formicidae. The transcript is spliced from 11 exons.
GAGUGAGUGACGCGGGUGGGGUGAGGACGCGCAGAUGACACGGGAUAUUCGCGGUGAAGGGGGUCACGCCGGGCGGGCGGGGGACCGAGCGAGGAAAGUUCGGACGAAGAAGAAAAGCUGUCGCGAUCGAGGAAGCAGAACAGAACCGUACGAACCUCCACCGCGGCCGCAUCGUCGCGUAUCCUCUCCCCUCGCACGCGCGCACGAAAAUACACCCGGCGAGCCCGACUUUCCGGCCGAGCGAGGAGAAGAAGAAGAAGAAGAAGAAGAAGAAGAAGAGGAGCAACAGCCAGCGGUCGAAUCGCGCGGCGGCUCACUCGACGACGACCCUCGUAGACGAACGACGGACUAGCACCGGCUAGAACCUCCAGCAACCCCCAGCUUCAACCAUGGUUUACGAGAGCGACUUCUACACGACCCGGCGACCCUACUCCCGGCCGCUCGUCUCCUCCUACACCGUCACGUAUCGACCCAUCAUCCUGCCGCUCUCCAGCGUCAUCCAGUUGAGGAGCUAUCAUCCUCACAUGCCAUACGUGGCGCACAAGCGGCUCGUCACCAUAGUUCACUCGCCGGUGCACCAUGUGUACUACGCCGGUGCGAUGGUACCGAUAAGGGUGCGGGCGCGCGUGCGGCCCAGCGUCCUCGUAGCCGAGCUCAACAGGAUACGCGACCUGCCGAGGCCGUCCAGCCGAUCGUACCUGGAAGAGUACCUAAACUCCCGUGAUCACAUAUUGUUCGACGAUGAAACGAGGGAGUUGCGCGCGAGGAUGGAUUCCCUUCUUCGCCGCGUCCACGUGUUCGUGCCGAGGGCAGUGGCAAGCGACUUCCUCGAGGAGAUCGUGCCGGAGCGUAUGCGCAGCCACGACUACGUCCGCCGGCUGCUGAGCGGCCGCAACAUCGCGAAGAAGCAAGUCGAGCACCUUGGCUGGUACGACGUGCCCGAGAGGGGCACCCUCGGCACCUUGGCGUGCGUCAAGUUCGUCGCCGGCAAGCCGCAAUCCGUGAGGAAGCCGUACUUCAAGGUCGCGGACCUCCGGCCGGCCGACAUCCGCAACGACGUCAACUUCCUCAGCUACUACAGCAAGAAUCGUCAGGCGGCCGCGUCUGCCUGCCCCGGCCAACCCUUGACGGAGCGAGAGCUGCGAAAGGCACGCGCGUUCGAAAGCGACGAAUACACGCCUCAGCAAGAGAAGACAAGUAAGUCCCCGAAACACGCUGAAUCGCGACCAAAGCAAACCCAACCCCCCCCCCCCCUCGGUCAGUCAUCUGUCGUUCACGUUCACCCUGUACACCCCGUAGUUAACAAAGCGGAAGCGGAAAAGAGAUCGAGGAAGAGGGCGGAAGCGGAGAAGGAAUCGGAGCCCAUACUCGAGUCGCAGGCGGAAGCGGAGCCGGAACCGGCGAAAGAGCCCGAGCCGAUAGCGGAAGCAGCGAAGGAACCAGAACCGAUCGCCGAGCCGCAGGCGGAAGCGGCCGCGCCAGUGAAGCCAUCGAAAGCUUCGCUGAAAGCUUCGAAAUCCGCAAAGCACGCGAAAGCCGCGAAAGCGGCCGAGCCGAAAGCGGAAGCCGCGCCGGAAGUAGAAGCCGCGAAAGCGCCGGAGCCUGCGAAAGAACCGGAAGAGCCCGCGAAGGAAGCAGAGCCUGUUCCGCCAGAACCGGCGGCGGCGGAAGUGUCGGCGGAAGAACCGAUCGCGGAGAGCGAAGGCGCGCAGGCUGUAAGUGACGAGGCUAAAGAGGACGAGGACGAAAACGUGAGGCGAGAGAAGGAGGACGCCAUAAGGAGGGCUGAGGAGUACCUGCGUAAAGUGGCUCAGGAAGCGCAGUCGGAAGAGGAGAGGCGGAAGGUCGCGGAGGCGGAACGCGUGGAGCUCGAGAUGGAGGAGAAGAAGGCGUGGGAGGCGCUGCAGCUUGCGCAGGAACGGAAAGCGGAGCUGAACGAGAUACUUGAGAACGAGCGGAAGGAGGUUGAGAGGAAGGAGGAAGAAGCGAAGCUGGAGGCAGAACGCGAGGAAGCGGAGAGGGUGGUCGAGGAGGAAAGGAUAAUCAACCAGACGAGGAUGGAGACGCUGAUACACGAGCAGGAGCGGCUGAUAGUCGAGGAGCACCUAGAGGAGGUCCAGCAGCAGAAGCAGGAGCAGGAGGAGAGAAUGGCGGACGUCGCGCAGCCGGCGGAGGAGGAGCCGAAGGACGUGAGCUGCGCGGAGGAUCCGGCGACCAUUGAGAUGACCGAUCAGGAGCGGGAGGAGAAGCCAUACGAAGCUACGACGGACGACGAGACGCGGGUCGAGGAGGAGAACGUCCCGGAGGAGGAGCACCCGGAGGUGACGGAGACUCCGUUCGUGGAAGAGCCGGAAGGGGCCGAGGGCAGGCCGCAGACGGGGCCGAUGGCGAGCGAGGACGCGCCGCAGAUCGAGGAGGUCACCUCCGGCGGCGAGGAGGAGUUCGAAUGGGGCGAUCAGGACGUGUAGUCGUCGCCGAGUCGUCGUCGAUUCCUCUUCCACGAGUCCGCUUCCACCUCGGCCCUGUUCUUUUCAGCCGAACUGGCCGAACGGGCACUUAUCGCCCGCCGCGAAAACUUGGAGCGAAGCAGCACGGGGGAGAAAGACUCGGUCGGACGAGCGAAUUUCUGGGAGAUUCGAAGACGAGCCGGAGAUUCCGACUCGAGCUACCGGAAGCGUCCCAGCGUCCAAGUCGAUCGCAGGAUCUCACGGCGACUUGAGUCGCGAGUGAAGCUGGUAACUCGAGCCGGAAGCUCCGAAGUCGCUCGCAUCUCGCCGGAAAAUCCCCUCAUUCGAGCGAACUCUCUUCUCCGUGAGGUGACACACGCGACCUGGCGGCCUCCGGGGGAGGAGGAACGAGCUUCGCCUCGGCUAAGAAGAACAGGCCUCUCGUCAUCCUGUGUCCGCGGGAGAUCGCCAUCCGAGUCGUGAUCCUUGCGGCCUCGGGCGAGCCGACCGUCGAGAGACUCGUCCUUGCUGUCGCUCUCGUGUCUCUCGUCCCUCUUGCGCGUAUUUAUUUCAUUGUCGAUCAGGAAGUCGUCCUGUUGCACGUGUCACGUUGCGUUGCGUUGCGUUGCCUCUGCGGCCCGUUGUGUGAGAGAGAGAGAGAGAGAGAGAGAGAGAGAGAGAGAGAGAGGGCGGUGGAGCCGGUGGAUCGAGUCGAGGUAUCGAUUUUCGAUGGUCUACCGGCGCUGAUUCGUUUAUAGUCCCGAAUAGUAAUCGGGUAGAAAUAUCGCGACGAAUUUGAGCCGCUCAUCCGGAGCCGGUGCAACGGAGAGACGGCUUCGUCGUUUAUUUUUACGGCAACAGCUUCGAGCUCGAGCCAUGGAAUUGGUUUGACUACGACGGUGCGCACAAUCGAUCGGAAGGACGACGAUUCCGGAAAUAGUCGCGAGAGCACGUAUGAGACAGGAUUAGCGGCGGUCUCGCGACGGCGACGCCCGAGUCGAAUACGAGUCGGCGAAUUGCGGCAGCUCAUUCGCUCCUCCAUUAUUUAGUAUUAUUCCUCGCGAGAGAGAGAGAGAGAGAGAGAGAGAGAGAGAGAGAGAGUGCUAUUUAUUUCGUAAAAAGAAAAGAAAAGUGUGCUAAUUGAGCGAGCGAGCCCGGAGCGUCGCCGCGGCUGCUUCACUGACGAUGGACUGAUCUUUCACGCACGGAGAACAAGAGAGAGCACCAAGCGAGCGCAGAAUCUGUUAAUUGGAAAUUUGACGAAAAUACACAUCAGGUACACAUAUUUUCAAUUAA